AUGGCGAAGUGAGUUUUUCAUGGCGAAGUGAGUUUUUAAACCGGCUAAAUAUCGGUUAAAAACCAGUAGAAAAAAUUCAAUUGAGAAAUAUCUGUAAUUUUCACAAAAUCGGGGGCUUUCAGAAACCGUGCCGGCCGUAUCACGCUUCCCCUCAUUUUCGCCGCCUUCAUCGUCUCCCUUGGUAUUCGUCCUCCUUUCGCACUCCCCAGAAUCCCACUUUUUCAGGCGGUGGCUUCAGUUUCGGCUACCAGCUUCUGAUCACCAAUCCGGCGGAAGAUGCAUUCAGAUCCUUUGUUGCCGAAUCGUACUCGCUGACCCAUGGGACUGUCGAGCACUCUAACUCGCCCCACAUCCUCGUAAAUUCACUUCUUUUCUCCCACCCCUUGACCAUCAACUUCAGAACCUGUGGGGCGUGAUCCUUGCGAUGUUCUUCUGGGGAGCCACCAUCGGCGCCUUUCUCAUUCAGCCGACGAGCGAGAAAUUGGGAAGAAAGAACGGACUGCUCGCUUCUUUUGUCGCCCAACUCGUCGCCGUUCUCCUUGUGAUCUUCGCCUACACGGUGAGCAUGACUUCCAAAAAUUUUGAAAUUUUCUAUUUUCAGAGAAAAGAUUACAUAAUCUACUCGAUCUCACGAGUCAUUUCGGGCGGCGCAAUCAGCGUUUCUCUGGGAAUCGCCACGUUCUUCAUCACCGAAUGCAGUCCGACGCACUGUCGAGGUAAGAGAGACAGUCUCAUCUGAAUAGAGAGCAUUCACUCCAGGCACUGUCUCCCUGGCCACCGCGAUCCUCAUGCAGCUCGGACUCGUCGUCGGAGCCAUCGUCGCGAUGCCGCAAAUGUGGGGAACCAGUGACUCGUGGCACCUGAUCUACUUGGUCCAAGGUGCCGCUCUCCUCAUCUCCAUCGUCGGAACCCUUUUUCUCAAAGAAGCGCCGACUUUCCUGGCGUCCCGUGGAAAACGUCAAGAAGCACUCGAAUCUUUCAAAUUCUACCAGGGAAUGGAUUCGUCGGAAGCCGAAACUUUUCUGGAAGAGAGCGGAAGUCAGGAAGAAGCCGUCGGACUGCUGGGAAUCUUCAGGAAGCCAGAGGCGAGAAGAGGAAUGCUGGUGGGAAGUGUGGUGAUGGGCGGAAUGAUCAUGAGCGGAAUUAUCGCCAUCAACGCGUUCGCCUUCAAGUUCCUGCUCAGAGUCGGAUUCAACGCCCUUCAAGCGUCCAUCGGGAACAUUGUCAUUUGUGUGAUGACUGUGGUCAGUGGGAGCAUACAGUAAUCCAAAUCAGUCUUGUUCCUUUCAGUUCGGCGUCAUUCUCUCCUCCCAGUUCAUCGAUCGCUACGGUCGUCGCAGCCUCCUCCUCGUCACCUUCGCAAUCCUCUGCCUUCUGAACAUUGUCAUCUUCAUUUGCAUGCUCCUUUUCGAAACCCACCAAUCGUCGCUUCUCGGCUGGGGCGUCGUCCUCGCCAUCUGCCUCUUCAACCUCGUUUUUUCGGCCGGUCCCUGUCCGAUUGCCUUCUUUAUCACCGGAGAGCUCGUCUCACAAAACGCAAGAGCCGCCGCCUGCACUUGGGUUAUUGUCGCGUUGAAUCUAUUGUAAGCGAUUGAAUUCCUAUGCUUCAUUUUACUCACUUUUCGAUCCUCCAGGAGAUCCAUCGUGCUCGUCAUCUACGGUCCAAUCGAAGAAGCGCUGGGCGGUCCGAUCGCCUACUUUGUUCUUUUCUUCCCUCCGUGCGUCCUUUCGGUCCUUCUCAUCUACUAUUGCCUGCCGGAGACGAAGGGAAAAAGCGCAGAAGAGGCAGCCGAAAGCAACAAAAAUCUUCCGAAACUUUGUGCCUAG
Caenorhabditis sp. 36 PRJEB53466 is the source of this 1827-nucleotide messenger RNA. The record is from the annotation of a GenBank genome assembly. Lineage: Eukaryota; Metazoa; Nematoda; Chromadorea; Rhabditida; Rhabditidae.